AUGUCGACUGCUACACCGAGCCGGGAGGGAGGACGGCCGGCGGCCUCCACUCCCCUGUCCCCGACCAGGAUCUCCCGCCUACAGGAGAAGCACGACCUGCAGCAGCUCAACGACCGCCUGGCCGUCUACAUCGACCGAGUCCGGGCUCUGGAGCUGGAGAAUGACCGCCUCAUGGUCAAAGUGUCGGAGAAGGAGGAGGUGUCCACGAGAGAGGUGAGCGGUCUGAAGGCUCUGUAUGAGGCGGAGCUGGCAGAUGCUCGCAGAGUCCUGGAUGAGACGGCCAAAGAGAGGGCCCGGCUGCAGAUCGACUUGGGCAAGGCUCAGAGCGAGCUGGAAGAGGCCAACAGGAGUUUGAAGAAGAAGGACGGUGAGCUGGCGGCGGCCUUGUCCCGGACUGGAGCUCUGGAGGACAAGCUGAACCAGAGUGAGGCUGCCCUGUCCACUGCUCUGAGCCAGAGUGCUGCCCUGAACGCCGAGCUGGGGGAGGUCAAGGGGCAGCUGGCUAAGGCAGAGGACAGCCACGCUGUAGCCAAGCGGCAGCUGGAGGCAGAGACCCUGAUGAGAGUGGACCUGGAGAACCGCUGCCAGUCCCUGACUGAGGAGCUACAGUUCAGGAAGAGCAUGUUUGAGCAGGAGGUGCUAGAGUCGCGGCGGCGUCAGGAGCAGAGAAUCGUGGAGGUGGACUCUGGAGUGAGGCAAGACUAUGAGUUCAAACUGGCCCAGGCUCUGCAGGACCUGAGGAAGCAGCAUGACGAGCAGGUGUCUCUGUACAAAGAGGAGCUGGAGCACGCCUUCCAGGCCAAGCUGGAGAAUGCAAAGGUGUCCUCAGACCUGAGUGACAAGGCGAUGAGCAGUGCUCGAGAGGAGGUGCUGGAGUCCCGCAGCCGCAUUGAGAGCCUGGGCUUUCAGCUCAGCAGUCUGCAGAAGCAGCUCGCCGCCUCAGAGGACCGUAUCCGUGAGCUGGAGGAGAUCCUGUCGACGGAGCGGGACCGGGCGCGCCGCACUCUAGAGGGCAAAGAGGCCGAGAUGAAUGAUCUGAGAGAACGCAUGAAUGCUCAGCUCAGUGAAUACCAGGAGCUGCUAGAUGUCAAGCUGGCCCUGGACAUGGAGAUCAACGCCUACCGCAAGCUCCUGGAGGGGGAGGAGAGCAGGCUGAAGCUGUCCCCCUCCCCAUCCUCUCGAGGCACUGUGACAAGGAUGAGUGGUUCUGCCUUGUUGCGCUCGAAGAGAAAGAGGCAGGAGGCAGAGGAGGGGGAGGAGCUUAGGAGUGAGGAGCAGAGGGGCGAGCUCCUGCUGUCCGAGGAGUCCACAGCCUCUGGAGUAGUCAGCAUCUCCCCCACAGACAUGGACGGCAAUGCGGUCACUCUGAGCAACGCCAGCGAGCAGGACCAGUCCCUGGGCAGCUGGAGGCUCAGUCGGCAGGUGGAUGGAGAAGAGCCUUUGGUCUAUAAGUUCUCCCCCAAGUAUGUGCUGAAGGCUGGACAGUCUGUCACGGUUUGGGCAGCAGGGGCCGGUGUAGCACAUAGUCCCCCCUCAGACCUGCUGUGGAAGAGCCAGGCUUCAUGGGGCACAGGAAAUGAUGUCAUCACCUCUCUGACCAACACUGAUGGAGAGGAGGUGGCCCGGAGGAGAGCUACCAGGACCCAGGUGGAGGACGGAGAGGAGGAGGUGGAGGUCAAUGGCACGGGGCGUGGCUCAUCUCGGGAGUGUGCGGUCAUGUGAUCAUCACCACCAGAGAAGCGAGCUGUUUGGGACGCGUUCUCCCAUAAACGGCCUUUACAACCUUUCUUUAAAAAAAACGUAUGGAAAUGGAAAAAAAAAAAGUUUGUGUGUUUUUAAGACUCUGGAAUUUUCAAAUUUAGCUCAGAACUCAAUUCAACAUGUUUUUCCCAACUUCUGCAACGACACUCUUCAGAAGUCUCCUUCAGAAGAGCAGACACGUGCAUGAAGAAGCCUCUCUGGAUCCAAGUGUCUGAAAGCCACAUCUUUACCAGACUUUUUGCACUGUAUAAUUUUUUUUCAGUUUUUGUUAUAAUGUGAGGAAGGACCCCCUUUUUCAAAUUUCCACUAUAUCUCUGCAGUGAAAUUAUGCUAGUAUUAUUAUUAUCAUACAAAUAUUAAACAACAAAUAAUACAAUAAUAUAUUGUGUUUUUAUAUUUUGGCUCUUUCUCAAACUGCCCCCUCUCCCUCUGUUCUCUACUGCAAAUGUGGUCCAGGGAAGGCUAAAAAGAACUAUAUGAAGCCUUUGCUCUUGUAGUUUAAAUAAGGUACUACAAUCACAACUGAACGUCUGUUGCCAGUGCCUUAACCUGCAGAUGGAAGACAUGCACGUUUUUCUCAUUCUCAGUAUGUGGAUAUGUCAUGCCUCAUGUGAAUGCUCAGAACUCCCAGAAUUCACCCACUGAGCUGCAGAGGCUGCACUAGCACUGCUUAAUCAUUGGCUGCAGGUGCUGGAGUUUACAUAUUGACCAUUCAGAUCAGGGAGAAUCUUUUUAGGCUUUAUUAGACAACCAUCUUGAGAACCCAAACACCAAAAUGAUGAGGUGCCGCAGCAGCAUUGAAGGGCAAUAAAGCGUAUUUUAGGGUACUUUACUGGUUCCUGGUGCAUAAAACACAGUAAUGCUCCUUAAAGUUAGAAGUGAGAGAGGAGGAGGAGGCACUCGUUUAGAAAGAGCCUUUAUCACUAACUGAGCAGCUGUCAUGAGCUACAGCAGCAAAAAAGGGUGGUAUCAGUGAAUUUGAUUUGGACAGGGUAGCAGAGAAGCACACUCUAAUUGGCUUCCUUGUGACCAGGGGUGGAAAGUAAUUAAUUAAAAAUACUCACCCUCAUGUGACAAAGUCCUGUAUGAGACCACUGGACUGGGCAAAGAGAACUCAACAGGGACAGCUUCAUUCUCUGCUCAUCAGUGUUUCAGAAGAUGCACUGAAAGCUUAAUACUCCUUUGUUUUAUGCUAUUAUGGACAUGUGACAUGUUAAAUGUGAUUUAUUAUGAACUUCAAUCAUGAUUGUCUCUGAAGCUUAGUUGAACUUGAGGUCCAGAUAAUCUCUGUGAAACACUCCGUCACUGUCUAAACAGAAGCGCUUCUUUUAGAGAGUGGUACAAACAUGUACUUUUCAACUUGUAAUAAAUCUUUUUUUAUCAGUAA
Messenger RNA from Periophthalmus magnuspinnatus, 3148 nucleotides. RefSeq names its product lamin B2 (gene lmnb2). NCBI's taxonomy places the organism in Eukaryota, Metazoa, Chordata, Actinopteri, Gobiiformes, Gobiidae. The transcript is spliced from 13 exons. The record is from RefSeq and is a predicted model, not a curated record. The coding region runs from base 1 to 1722 and encodes 573 amino acids.